AUGCCGACAAAACGAGACACCAAAGUCGGAUACCUUUUUACCUCCUUCCCUGUCGAUGAUGAAGCCAUUUACUUGCACCUCUCAAAUGGCAAUGACCCUCUAUCCUACCAAGCUCUCUCUCUAGACGGCACUCCGGAAACACAAGCCAUUCUCCGCAGCGACGUCGGCACCAAAGGCGUCAGAGACUCCUUCAUCGUGCCUUCUCAAGACGGCUCAAAAUUCUGGCUCAUCGCUACGGACCUGCUCGCGAACAACUUCACCAACGACUUCAACGAAGCAACCAGAUUCGGAUCCAGACAACUCGUCAUCUGGGAGUCUGAAGAUCUAGCUACCUGGGGUGAGGCUCGUCUGACACCAAAUCUUGUCAACUCGACCGCAGGAAAUGCAUGGGCGCCCGAAGCAUACUGGGAGCCUCUGAUUGAAGCAUACAUUGUAGUCUUUGCAUCACGCUUCUGGCCUGAUGCCGACCCUGACCGUACUGGCCCUCAACCUCCCAACAAACUGAUGUAUGUCACCACAACCGACUUUGUCACUUUCUCAGAAGCACAACUGUACUUCUACCCGGGCUACCCUGUCAUCGAUGCCACAUUCAUCGCCACCCCCGAUCAAGGUCCCAACGUCUGGUACCGCUGGAUCAAGUCCGAGGUGGACUACACAAUCUACCAACAACGCUCUGAGAACGGCAUUCUCGGCGACUGGGUCAAUGUGGGAGGUGCCUCUGAUGAUGUCCGCGUCACAUUUGCCUCGCAAUAUUCGAACAACGAGGGUCCCUUGAUUUUCAGGGAUAACCUUGAUGCAAACAAGUUCCAUCUCUGGAUUGAUGAGAAUGAUUUGCAGACUUAUAUCCCGGCUACGGCGGACACAUUGGAUGACAUGGCUGCCUGGGUGCCUGAUGAUAUGAGUGGGUUCCCCAAGGAUGUCAAGCAUGGCAAGGUCUUGGCUGUGUAUCAGCAGCAGUACGAUGCGAUUUUGGCAAAGUACAAGGUUGUUGGCUCGUAG
Molecule: messenger RNA, 999 nt
Organism: Aureobasidium namibiae CBS 147.97
Lineage: Eukaryota; Fungi; Ascomycota; Dothideomycetes; Dothideales; Saccotheciaceae
Exons: 1
Coding region: 1-999 (332 amino acids)
Source: RefSeq, a predicted model, not a curated record